This is a messenger RNA of Botrytis cinerea B05.10, 1008 nucleotides long. RefSeq lists its product as hypothetical. Lineage: Eukaryota; Fungi; Ascomycota; Leotiomycetes; Helotiales; Sclerotiniaceae. The transcript is spliced from 2 exons. The record is from RefSeq and is a predicted model, not a curated record. The coding region runs from base 113 to 706 and encodes 197 amino acids.
GACACACUUAAUGAUCUUUCCAUCAAUCUCAUUUCACGUGUAAAAUAGUCAAAAUCAAGCUCUCAUUUGAUUGUGCAGCCUGAUUAACAUCACUAUUUCCGACAUUGACAGCAUGCACUUCUCAAACUCACUUCUCGUCGCUGGGCUCAUUGCCUUGGCCUCAGCAUCUCCAGCCCCAGAGCCAACGACGCCAACUGCAUCUCAAACUCAAGCUCUAGUUGACGACCUCCAAUCAUACAUCCUCGACCUUGCAACCCAACCCAUAGUUUCCAGCCUUGCCACCGACACCGCCGCUCUCAACUCUCUCGAAGCGUUACAAUCGUCCCUCCUAGUCGAUGUUAAGAACGGCGAGAAUCCAAACACAUCCGUGUUGACUGCUUUGCCCUCUCCUCUCGCCAGCUUCAUCGGAUCCAUCUACACGGCAGAAAUGAGCAUCAUCAGUAAAGAUGGAUUUGGCGAUUUGAUCUCAAGCGAAACUGCUAGCGAAGCUGCAACUGCAUCGGCUACCGGUGCGACACAGACGUCAAGUGGGACUCAGAAGACUUCGACGACUGGGACGGCGACGGCGACGGCUGGAUCGGCGAGUGCAAGCUCGACUGGGCCGGUCACUAAUGAGACGGGUGCCGCUGGUGCCUUGGGUGUUGAUAUGUUGAAGAUCUGUGGAGGUUUGGCGGUUGGUCUUGUGGGUGCUGUGAUGGCUCUGUGAUGGAAUUCAUCGGUACUUAUUAUGAUACAUGUCACUCAUGUUGUUUCGAGAUUCUUCUAGCUUUCAGGAGCAUGGGAGUAUGAGACCAUGGUUCUUUCGUUGAUGACAAUUAAUGAAACCAAUUAGUUUAAAGCUCUCUCUACGUGCAAUCCUGAUACUGGGGAAUGUUACUACAAAUUUUGAGAACGAGUGAAUUUGGACUCGUCUUGGCCAUUGGCCACACGUCAUAAAGCUUCUAGUAGUGAGAAUUUAAAAGAAACGAGGGGAAAAAAAGUGCAGAUGAAUUCAUUUGAUAACUUCCA